Messenger RNA from Nilaparvata lugens (brown planthopper), 3397 nucleotides. RefSeq names its product farnesol dehydrogenase. The coding region runs from base 181 to 1257 and encodes 358 amino acids. NCBI's taxonomy places the organism in Eukaryota, Metazoa, Arthropoda, Insecta, Hemiptera, Delphacidae. The record is from RefSeq and is a predicted model, not a curated record. The transcript has 8 exons.
AGCUGCAGUUGAGUGUUAUCAAGAACCUAAUCGAAGUCAACUCUGCAAGAUAAGAAAUGAAACUUUGUUGAAAACAGAUCCGCAGUAGUGCAACCAGAUUUGUCGGCCGAUUCCCCAACUAGCCUGAGCACGAGCACGUUCGACUCCUUACACUCCAGACACAAAAAUCAGGCUAUCAAGAUGAGUGGAGGAGAAGAGUCAAUCAACGAUUCGAAUUCAGAAUUGGAAAUUUCGAACGGAAAUCGCCGACAACUGGAAGUAGGGGAAGACGCAGAGCCCAAACCAAAAAGACCGCGCUGUGAAAACAACCAGAAAAAUGAAAAUAACGAUUUUCCAGCAGCAACUUCUUAUGGAAUGAAAAAAUGGCACCUGAAGACAGCUAUAGUGACUGGAGCCAGCUCCGGAAUAGGGGCCGCCAUUUCCAAGAAGCUCGUCAGUGCGGGCAUGAACGUGGUGGGGAUAGCUCGCAGAGAAUCAGCAUUGCAGAAAAUCAAACGAAAUAUGGAAGAUGAAGGACUGACGAAUGGUGAUGCGAAGUUCAUUCCGCUGACCGGAGACCUGACUGACCAUGAAGUGAUUGAUAAGCACCUCGAAUGGAUAGAUAACAACCUCAACGGGAUUCAUGUCUUAGUGAAUAACGCCGGCAUUAUGCAAAUAUCAAAGCUGAUGGACACUGAAGAAGAGUACUGGAAUAGGGUCUUCCAAACCAACGUUCUGGCAGUUGCAAGGAUGACCAAACAGGUUUUGAAAAUCAUGAAGAAAAAUCAUUUUGAUUAUGGUCACAUAAUCAACAUCAGUAGUGUGGCUGGAAACAACAACUCAUACCCUAUACCGGGGAUGGUGCCUUAUUUUAUUUCAAAAAAAGCAGUGGCAACGAUAUCAGAGGGAUUCAGAGCAGAACUGUCAGAUGCGCAGUCACUGGUCAAAAUCACUACAAUAAGUCCGGGCCUGGUUAGAACGGGAAUAAUCGAGAACUCCGGACUUUCGAAAAUAAUUCCGGAUGACGCGCCAGCUUUGGAUCGAUCCGAUGUGGCUGAAGCAGUACAUUUUGUUCUCUCAACGCCUCGAAAUGUUGUGAUCAGUGAGCUGACCAUCCAGGCCAUAACGGAGAGCAUACACAUCCGGCUGAUGAAUCCAAAAAAACCUCACUCCGCUCUUCCAUCAUCCGUACCAAUGGAAGAAGACGAGAAUGGAGGAAACGGAACUACCGAAGAUAAAAAUGGAGGAAACGGAAAUAAUGAUGAUAAUGCUGACUAAAGAAGAAUCAUCUCUCAGCUCCUGAACGACAAUGGAAUGGAAAAUUCCUAUUCUGGUGAAACUCGUUAUUGGAAACCUUAUAAUUAGAUAUUUGAAUUUUAUCUUUUUGAAUUUUGUAAUUUAGGUUUAAUUUUAAUCGUAGAAUUAUUAUUUAUGUUUUCAGCCGAGAUUUACAAUGAGGAACAAUGUCUUUUGUAUUAGUUUGUAGGUGAUUAUUGUAUGAUGAUUCCAUCCAACAAUCGCAUUAGUUCUAAGUUUAGCUCUUUUAAUUGAAGUUAUAGAUUGAUUAGAUAAUUAAGGGCCUCAUACACUAGGGAACUUGGAUCGGCGAACUUGGUUCUUGCGAACCAAGUUCCGCAGUGCAGUGUAUGUGGAAAAUUGACGAACCGCGAACCAAAUUCCUGACGAAUUUGGUCUUCAAUCUGUAUUAAAAACUUUGUUCGGUUCAUCAGCCAGGGCGAUAUAUUCUAUCUAUAUAUGUAUUCAAUAUAUUUUCUUCCCACAGCAGCUGCAGUUCUGCUAGCAGCACCGCAUCGGACCACGCCGGCGCCCCCUCCAACGGCGUCGCUCGGGGGGGACACGCUGACGCGCCUGUGCAGUAGAGGGGGGGCUCGAGUUGCCAUUGGUCAGUGGGGUGCUUGGCUUGCUGCUAGAGUCAUAGCCCUCUCCCGUCACUGGAUUUCCGUCGUUCGUCUUUUUAGCAGAAGCGACGCCGUUGGAGGGGGCGUCGGCGUGGUCCGAUGUGGUGCUGCUAGCAGAACUGCUGCUGUUGCUGCUAGUGAUGCUGCUGCUGGUGCUCGAGCCCAAAAACAGCUGACUCGUCUGCUGCUUGGCGCGCGCCACGCGGCGUACUUCCGAAGCUGACUCCAAUACCGUGAGAAAAUCACAACGUUAAUCCAGCACUCUAAUAAAAUUUUAUCUUGGAAAAGUUAUAAUUUCGAAAAAAUAAAUAAAUUUUGGCACAAAGUUGGCAGAUCCAAGUUCCCUAGUGUAUGAUAAUUAGCUCUGAAUUCUUUGAAUGAAAUAUUAGUAAAUAAACAUUUUUACAAGUAUUGAUCAACAUGGCUUCUAUAUUGUAUUCCAUGUUUUAUACAUUUAGGUAUUUCUAGGUUUAUAAGUAAUAAAUUUAAGAUUUUUAAAUUUAGGUUUUGCUCAAAUUUCUGUAGGAUCAUGAAGUAUACUCGAACAUCAAUAAGUUUUGAAUCUUACAUAAAUUUAUACUGAAGUCGCUUCUUUGUCUUUUUUAUCAAGAGUCAAGUCUCCUUUACAAGACUGAUCUCUUUCAAUCUAUCAAAAUAAUUAUUCCCCUUGCAAGCGGGUUUUCCAAUAUUCAUGAACAUUCAACUUUGAUAGUAAAUUCUGUUACAAAACAGUAAGAAAUCUCAGAUUAAGAUAUUAUUAAAUUCCAUUAGUUGAGGAGAUCUAUAUUUGUUGAACAAUAGUGUUUUAUCAAAACUUCAAUGGUCAUGAUCUGAAUUAGGCCUAGGCCUACAUCACAAAAUUAAUAGGAACUCAGGGUCUCCAAAAAAAGAACUUCCAUAUUAGAAAUGCUCUGUGUCUUCCUUGGAGGGAAUAGUAAAUUUUUGUUUGAAAAUGUUACUGGUUAAGGAAAUUCGCGAAUAUAACCACUCGUGAAGUACAAUACAGAUUUGUGGAUUGUAUUGAAUGAGAGAAACCAUAGCUUAAUAAUAGAGAAAAUCCAUCUCUUUUCUUUGAGUAAUACAUUUGAGUAAGACUACUAAUGAAAUAUUAAACAUUAGGCCCACAGUAUCAUAAUAACUGUGCAGUUUAUUUUGUAUAUUAUGAAAAAGUGAUUUGGUAUUUAUUCUGAACUUUGACGAAUACAUUUUACGAGUUUUUGUUUUAAGUGUAUUGUUUUUAAUCGCAUUGAUUAUAAGGCCUCAUCGCUGAAUAAUAUGCUAAUUGUAGCCAAAAUUAAUUGUUCAAAUAUAUGUUUUAGCAAGUUUAUGCUACUGAAAUUACAAUGAGAAUCAGUGAAUGUUUGUCAAGGGAAAUAUUGUAUGAAAUUAUGUAAGAUAUGUAAUUGAGUUACACAUUUGUGUUAUUAUCGAUGUGUGUCCCCUAAGUGUGUGUUUUAAUGUGAAUAAAGUGAAAUUUACUGUUACUUGUGUUCGAAAAA